GAACAAUAUGGCUACUUCCAGGAACUUUGCCUCUAAUUUUAUGAUACAAGGAAAAGAAAAAGCCCCAUUGGUUACUAUCUGUGCCACGGAUCGCGAUCCUAGUGCCCCUACUUUAAAGCACUUGCAACCGUUGGUUUCUCUUCCCAUCAACGGCUACGCGUUUCCUUUUCGUGUUUCAGAAAACCCUUUCCAAAUUCCCGCGCCAUUCUCUCUUUCCUCUCGGUCUAUAAAUAUUCUCCCAAAUCUCAUUCCCAUACCCACCCACUGCAAUUUCCUUCGCUUUCUUCAGAGUUUAAAAUUCCCAAUUUCUUACACUUUCUCCGUCGAAUCUCUUCUCGACAUGGCUCGUACAAAGCAGACAGCUCGCAAGUCCACCGGAGGCAAGGCACCACGUAAGCAGCUGGCGACGAAGGCUGCCCGUAAGUCCGCUCCAGCCACUGGCGGUGUGAAGAAGCCUCACAGGUUCCGUCCGGGGACGGUGGCGCUGAGGGAAAUUAGAAAGUACCAGAAGAGCACCGAGCUCCUCAUCCGAAAGCUUCCGUUUCAGAGGCUUGUGAGGGAAAUUGCACAGGACUUCAAGACUGACUUGAGGUUUCAGAGUAGCGCUGUUUCCGCGCUUCAAGAAGCCGCUGAAGCCUAUCUUGUGGGGUUGUUCGAGGACACCAACCUCUGCGCUAUUCACGCCAAGAGGGUUACCAUUAUGCCCAAAGAUAUUCAACUCGCUCGUAGAAUUAGAGGCGAGAGGGCUUGAAAAGGCUUAAAGAGACUGUUGAAAUGUUUAGUGGGUAUGGUUAGGGUUCUGCCUUUGAAUGCUAUGGCUUGGGUUUGGCCUUUGGCUUAGUUGUAAGAAUGGUGUAAUUGUUUCCUUGUGGAAUAUGAAAUGUGAAUCUAUCUUUUGAAUGCCAAAUGCUUUCUUUAUC
This is a messenger RNA of Vigna radiata var. radiata (mung bean), 920 nucleotides long. RefSeq names its product histone H3.2. The coding region runs from base 8 to 751 and encodes 247 amino acids. The transcript has a single exon. Gene Ontology annotation, cellular component: nucleosome. Gene Ontology annotation, molecular function: protein heterodimerization activity; structural constituent of chromatin; DNA binding. Lineage: Eukaryota; Viridiplantae; Streptophyta; Magnoliopsida; Fabales; Fabaceae. The record is from RefSeq and is a predicted model, not a curated record.